CACGUUGCGCGAUAGGCCCGACAAGGCUUCUCCACGCUCUUCUGAAAACCAACAAAAUUUUCACUCUUCAAUUACCAGAUGCUUAACCGCUGUUCACUAAACCUUCUCCAGUUCUCCUUCUGUAGGGUUUUUCAUCCUUCUCUCGAGCACUAAAAAUGACUAAGCUGAGGAAGCUGAAUCGCCCAACUGGUCAUCGACUGUCCAUGCUCAGGACAAUGGUGUCGCAGUUAGUCAAGCAUGAGCGUAUAGAGACCACUGUCGCUAAAGCUAAGGAAGUCCGUAGGCUUGCUGAUAAUAUGGUGCAGCUUGGAAAAGAGGGUACUCUGUGUGCUGCGAGGCGUGCAGCUGGCUUUGUGCGCGGUGAUGAUGUUCUUCACAAGCUGUUUACUGAACUGGCAUAUAGAUACAGAGAAAGAGCUGGUGGAUAUACAAGAUUGUUAAGAACACGUAUUCGAGUUGGUGAUGCUGCUCCUAUGGCAUAUAUUGAGUUCAUUGACAGGGUAAAUGAACUUAGACAAUCAAAACCACCCACCCCACAGCCACCACAAAGACCAGCCAUGGACCCAUGGACAAAGUCUCGGCUCUGCAGGCAGUUCGCGCCCCUUAAAGAGGAGAAAAGUUCUGACUCUGAGGGUUGAAAAAUAUUAAGUUACAUAUCAAAUACAUGGAAGAAUUUCUCUUCUCUGGCAGUUUGUAUCGCCAAAUCUGUUACUCCCUUCUUUCCAACAUAUUGGGGCCGUUGGGGGUAAUGUUUUUCUCUUCAACUGCCGAUGGAUCAUGACUUGAUUCUUUCGUAUUUUAUAAGCCAAUUCCAAUGUCGGAGUACCGCGCAAACUGAUAACCUGAUUGAUGUCAUUUUUAUCACAAAAAUUUUAGACAAGCACAAACUAUACAAAAUGAUUGGUGUAAAUAAUUACUCUCUACAUAUAUUUUAAAUAUGUGUGUGUGUAUUAUUACAUCAAAAUGUAUCUAAUAAUUUGUCGAAUAAUCCACCAUCUUGUACACAGUUUUGUGGAAGAAUUAUGCGAAAAAGAACAAUCUGAGAGAGUUUGCCUUGUACUCUUUUCUCAAUGUACUCUUGACUUGAGGUUUAUACAUAUGAAUUAUUAUGAAAUACAAUUUCUGUCCCAUUAACAUUGAGAAAUGAGAAGGUGGUGCAUUUAUUAAGAAAAGUUAGUUAUGUGGUUGAUAUUGAAUUGAUAAAGUAAAAAUGAAUUAGGAAUAAUUUAGAACCCUACAAACUAUACCAAAAUUUGGUAUGAGACAAUGUUAAUGGGACAAAGUCACAAAACGAAGGAGGGGGUAUAAAAUAAUGUGUAAAACUUGAUCAAUCGAAUGUU
Molecule: messenger RNA, 1340 nt
Organism: Cuscuta epithymum
Lineage: Eukaryota; Viridiplantae; Streptophyta; Magnoliopsida; Solanales; Convolvulaceae
Source: the annotation of a GenBank genome assembly